AUGUCGGCUGUCCAACUCCCACCAAGAAAAAUCCCAGAGUCGUUGCGAGAACAUUUGGACGAACUUGUCAAGCUUGAGGUCAUAGAACGAGUAGACUAUCCAACAGACUGGGUCAGCGCAAUUGUUGUUGCACCAAAACCCAAUGGCAAAAUUAGAUUAUGCCUCGAUCCCAGACCACUCAAUAAAGCGCUGAAACGAUGCCACCAUCCAAUACCGACAAUUGACGACGUACUUCCAGAACUGUCCAAUGCAAAAGUCUUUACCAAAGUCGACUGUAGCAACGGAUAUUGGCAAGUAGAAUUAGACAAAGAAUCGUCUCUUUUAACGACGUUCAACACUCCAUUUGGACGAUUUAAAUGGCAACGGAUGCCUUUCGGGAUCUCCCCUGCAGGAGAGAUUUUCCAGCAACGACUAGACCAAGCAAUUGAGGACUUGGAUGGUGUACGGACUGUUGCUGAUGACAUUUUAGUAAUAGGAAAUGGAGAGACGAUGCAGGAAGCUGUAGCCGACCAUGACAGAAAGCUCAAGGAACUAUUCGACCGCUGCAGAGCUAAACAUAUCAAGCUUAACCCAAACAAGAUUGAGUUGAAGAAGACCUCAAUGCCAUACAUUGGCCACAUUCUUACAUCUGACGGUGUCCAAGCGGAUCCUGCUAAAGUACAAGCCAUACUAGAAAUGAAGCAACCCACAGACGUGGCUGGAGUCAGGAGAAUCCUCGGAACA
Messenger RNA from Paramuricea clavata, 723 nucleotides. The record is from the annotation of a GenBank genome assembly. Lineage: Eukaryota; Metazoa; Cnidaria; Anthozoa; Malacalcyonacea; Plexauridae.